AUGAAUUGUAUGGACCAGCGGGUCUCCUUCUCUCCACAACCAUCCACGGAAAAAGAAAACGACGAGUGUUCGGAAGGAUCUGACAAGUGUACGGGGGGUUUAUCAAUCAGAUUUAGACAAGAGAUAAGAGACGCAGUCGGAUCGCGGAAUGUCGAAUUUUUUCAUCCAUACGCAAAAACGUUGUUGCCCCUAGCAGAUUUUUUGUUACCGUAUUCCUUCAUUCUCUUAGAAAUUCCAAAACCGCACUGUGUGCCUACUAUUUCGAAUCGCAUGAUCACAAACUUUACUUUAAGCAGAAAAUUUAUUUUUCAAAUUUCAGACAAAAUUUCUGAUCCGCCAUCGCCAACACCACCAGAAAAUCCAAGUAGCAAACCUUAUUCACGCAGAAUGGACAACGAGAAAGGUUUUGUCACUGUGAAUUUUCCGAUUCCAGAGCUCUGUGUAGGAUUAGUUAUCGGAAAAGGCGGAGCAGAGGUGCAUGCAAUCAACGAGAAGACGGGAUGCCGACUGCAAGUUUCCACAGAGCCAUCACCGAUUGGUUACCGGAAUGUAGAGAUUCACGGAUUGCCAGAGAACAUUGAUGCGGCCAGAGAGUGUAUCUCCCAGGUGCUCAAUCGAAUUCAUCAUUCGCCUCCGGCUCCACACAGUGGAGCACAACGUCAAGAAGGAGAGACAGUGAAAACCGUGACCGUGGAAAUCCCGAUUCCAGCUCAUAAGUGUGGUGCGGUUAUUGGAAGAGGAGGAGAUACAAUGCAAAAACUUAGGUCCUGGUCCAACUGUCAAAUCCAACUGAUUCAAGAGAACAGUAUGCCAACCACCACAAAGCCUCUGAGAAUCACUGGUGACCAACAAUCAGUUGAGUAUGCGCAGAGAUUAGUAGCCGAGGUUCUAGCUAAAAAUGAGGGACCACCACCUCCGAAACACGAAGCUCCUUCUGCGCCACCUCAAGAAACCUACUAUGAAAAUAAAUCUUUGCAUGUGAAAGUUCCGCGUAGUUCAGUUGGAGCCAUUAUGGGACCACAAGGUAUGAAUAUCAAGAGGCUAUCAGAUCAAACAUGCACAUCAAUCCAUGUACUGCCUGAGGAAGAUCCAAAAGUGAUGGAAAGACUGAUAACAAUUGUUGGCUCUCCGGAUAAAGUCUACCUGGCAGCUGAUGUAAUUCGAACCAUCAUCACCUCGUGCAAUUCUCCCGAUUAUUAUGUUCACAACGUUUACUACAUGGAUGUGCCUGCCGCCAAAUGUGGAUUGGUGAUCGGGAAAGGAGGCGAUGUUAUAAAACAGAUCAAUGCAGACAGUGGCGCUCGUUGUGAGCUCGCACGUGAGACAAAAAUGGAUGCACAUUUCAAAACCUUUGUUCUUCGUGGAACCGACCUACAAAUUGAGCAUGCCAAGCAUUUAAUCUACACAAAAGUUGGAGAUAUUCCACCAAACACUCCAUUUGUGCCGAAGCAUCGACCAAAUGCAAAUCCAAUGCAAAUUCCUUCUCUGAUGAAUCCAGUGCAUCCAACGCAGCAGCAACAGCUCCAGGUGCGGCCACAAGUCCAGGCACAAAUGCAAGCUCAAAUACAGGCUCACAUGCAAGCUAGACAUCAGAUGCAAGCUCGUAGUCCUCAACAACAGAAUACGUUGACAAAUGUGCAAAUGUGGGCAGGUGCCCCCAUAAUUCAAAACCAACAUCCACAGCAUCCCCAAACCCAAAUACUCCAAAACCAACUACACCACCAACAACAGCAACAAAUCCAACAGCAGCAAUUUCAACAACACCAACAAAUCCAGUACCAACAGCAGCAGCUCCAACAGCAAAGACAAUUCCAACAGCAGAAGUUUCAACAGAUCCAACAACAACAAAUGGCAAUGUUUCCACAGCAAAAUCAGAACUUCCCUGUAAUGCAUCCGCCAAUGCAAGGUCAACAAAACCCGAAUUGGUUCCGGAUGAUGCAACAGCAGCAACAAAACCAGCAGGGCCAGCCGAUUUAUCCGAACCAAGGGCCGCCGUACCAACAAGCACCUCUUCAACAAAUGCAAAAUCAAAUGCGGAACUCUCCUCGCCAGCAAAAUAACUCCUAUCAGCCACAACCAAGUCCACAGAAGCCGCAGGCAUCACCACAACAUCUUCCAAAAGCUCGGAAUACCCCAAAACCGGCUGCUACAGCGUCUACGACUCCAAAAGAGGGGGGCUCAUCCAAAUCGCCAGCUAAAGCUAAGGAGCCAGCUAAAGCUACGAAUGGAAGUGGAUCCACGGAAAACAAGGAGGAUGGUGCUAAAAAAGAAGCCAAAGAGAACAAUUCAGAGAGUGAAGAGGGGGAAGGAGAACGAGAUUACUCAGAGCAAUGGUAUCAGUAUUACUUAUCUAUGAACGAACCGGAAGCUGCGGAAAACGUGCGAAAACGAAUCGAAGAGAUGAAAUUAGAAAAAGCAGAGAAGGCGCAAGCUUCAGUGUCCCGGCGUUAA
Molecule: messenger RNA, 2451 nt
Organism: Caenorhabditis briggsae
Lineage: Eukaryota; Metazoa; Nematoda; Chromadorea; Rhabditida; Rhabditidae
Exons: 6
Coding region: 1-2451 (816 amino acids)
Biological process (GO): regulation of DNA-templated transcription
Cellular component (GO): cytoplasm
Molecular function (GO): mRNA binding
Source: RefSeq, a predicted model, not a curated record